This is a messenger RNA of Aptenodytes forsteri (emperor penguin), 2048 nucleotides long. It is a transcript of the gene SNU13, whose product is annotated as SNU13 homolog, small nuclear ribonucleoprotein (U4/U6.U5). Gene Ontology annotation, biological process: maturation of SSU-rRNA; mRNA splicing, via spliceosome; ribosome biogenesis. The coding region runs from base 1 to 393 and encodes 130 amino acids. Lineage: Eukaryota; Metazoa; Chordata; Aves; Sphenisciformes; Spheniscidae. The record is from RefSeq and is a predicted model, not a curated record. The transcript is spliced from 3 exons. Gene Ontology annotation, molecular function: RNA binding. Gene Ontology annotation, cellular component: box C/D methylation guide snoRNP complex; nucleolus; small-subunit processome.
AUGCCGCUUAGUGAGGCAGAAGUGAAUCCCAAAGCUUACCCCCUGGCUGAUGCACAGCUCACCAAAACGCUACUGGAUCUUGUGCAGCAGUCCUGCAACUAUAAGCAGCUACGCAAGGGAGCCAAUGAAGCCACCAAAACGCUGAACCGAGGGAUAGCGGAGUUCAUUGUGAUGGCGGCAGAUGCGGAGCCCUUGGAGAUCAUCCUGCACCUCCCUCUUCUCUGCGAGGACAAGAAUGUACCUUACGUGUUUGUGCGCUCCAAGCAAGCCCUGGGCCGGGCAUGUGGUGUUUCCCGGCCUGUCAUCGCCUGCUCCAUCACCAUCAAGGAGGGAUCACAGCUAAAGCCUCAGAUCCAGUCUGUCCAGCAAGCUAUAGAAAGACUGUUGGUCUAAAUGCCCAUGAGUUUUAAGUGUGUGUGGAAUCGGAAAGUUGAAGUCAGGGGGCAUUAAUGUCGAGCUUCAGUUGAGGUUAUAGUUUUUAUAUCAGUGUUUCAUUUCAAAACACCAUAUUUUUGUUUAAUAAUGGUUUAAUUCUUAGUGUUUCUGCCUCUCCUCCCCCAUCUUCUCUAUUAUUCCACUCCACAUUUAAUUCUCAUUGUAUUACUUCUUGAAAAGUGAUUGUACAACUGCAUUUCCUGUUUGAUGUUUAAAGAAAGGAGGAAAAAAAAAAAAUCCCCCCCUUAUCUCCAUGUCUGCCUGCUCAGGGCUUUUUUUAACCCACCCAGUAGCUUACUCUGCAUCGCAGUAUUUCUGCUAAGCUUCAGCCUCUAACAGGUGUGAGUAACUGUGUUUCUGAACGGCUUAGUCUACUGAGGAUAAGGCAAGUUGGUUCCCCGCACAGCGUGUGCAUGCAGACUGCGGGAGUUCUUGCUUGAAGUGAUGGAGCAGCGUAGACCAUGUGUAAGGCAGGCAGCGGCUACUGCGUAGCAGCGGACGGAGCCAAGAUCAGUACACAUAGCACAACCCUUUUUCUUCUUGAAACCAGACAAGAGACUUCUCUAAGAGGUGUAUGGGGAGCAGAAAUCUUAUGGCAGUACACAAGGGGAAAUCUCUUAUUUCGCUUGUUUUUAAAUACUGACUUUUUAAGAAAAAUAAAAUUGCUGACAAAGCUAAAUAUAAUUGUCAUUCCCUUGGGGAAGCAUUUGCAACUAACUGAAGUGUUCCUACUUGUAAAGCUAAACUGCUCAGAGACUGCCUAAAGGCUAUUGCAGUGUAGUCGUUCAUACUCCUUCCAUUUUCUUUGCGUGGACUGUAUCAAUGAGCUUGGGCUUCCUAGGGUAUUUAAGUACAAAACACGCAGUAGAGAGCAGCCUGCUGUGGCUGACGAGUACCCUACGUAUCCCAUGCUUUUAGGGAAGCUGCUGUACUGUAGUCACCUGACUAAAGAUAAACCCUUUAAGUAAUGGCCAACGCAACAGAGAGCAAGUAAUUUUCCAGAUAAAACAGUUUGUGUCUCAAGAAGAGAAUCUCAUGUUCUGGAAAAGCGUGAAGCACCACCAGCAUUCUGGAUUAAUGGUGGUUUUAUGGAGCUAGCUUUAGUUGCAUUUGUUACACAAUGCAUAUUGUGUAACAAAUCCACUUACUGCUCCAAGCAGAAGAGUCUAAACCUUGAUGGGUCAUUUCAAACCUGUCCUUUAUUGCAGGAUGCCAAAGCAAAGCUAGCGCGGAAAGACCAAUAGGUGCAACAGCAGAAGGGAAAAUUAAGUUCUCCUGUAAUGUUUCCACAGAGGCACUAACUUCAUUCCUUUCGUAAGUACAUCCCAAGCAGAUGAAAGCAGCUCACGAAAGACUGAAGACAAAUCAUACUAUAUUUUUGUAAAUGGCUGGUAACUAAUAUCCUUGCUGAGGUGAACUUAAUACAAAGAUUUUAGAGUCCUUCCAUUUGUAUGAAGUUUAGAAAUGUUGCUGUUCCCUUCUACUGAUGCUGACUGUUGAGCUAGUUGUGUUUAAAACCACAGCCAAAGGACUUGGCCUAUUGUACCAUGCCAAGACAGCUGAUGUAAGACCAAGCACAUAAGGAGCAGAAAUAAAGGAUUCUUGAGCACACA